Coregonus sp. 'balchen' is the source of this 8643-nucleotide messenger RNA. The record is from the annotation of a GenBank genome assembly. NCBI's taxonomy places the organism in Eukaryota, Metazoa, Chordata, Actinopteri, Salmoniformes, Salmonidae.
CUACCACUUUGCUUCUCCCGGCGCGCAUUGCAAGCUAAAUCAAGCGCCCCGUCGUAAACGGACAGUAAACUCCGCCCUCUUCUCUUGCAGAGUGUGACAGUUGAAAGGAAAAGGUCGAUGCGAUCAAGUAUAACGGUAAGUAAACCUUUUUUUUUUCAACCGUUAUUUCCAUGUUUUACCACAUAAUGUGGGCGAGGUUUAAUGACACUUUGUGUCAACCAUAACCACAGUUCGCAAACUUCUUCUCUGUUUUCUGCAUUGCUGUGACCCCACUCCAAAGUUUUAUAUCGUCUUAUUGCCUGCAUUUAAAAAAAUAACAACACACACACAUUAUAUGUGUUUUUACUGACACGUACAAAAAAACGUUAUUGCAGAAAGUAUAGUUGAGGUUGCAAACGUUUCUCUCUUGAGAGAUUAAAGUUGUUUGCUAUGUUGAAACUGAAACUCGAGAAGGAAGGCGUUAAUUCCCGCUAUAGCCCCCUCCCAGUACAGUGCUAUUAUUCAACUAGACUAGCAAUAUGAUACAAGUAGGCUACUGUAUCAUGUUUUCAUUGUGUCAUCUUGUUCCUAGAAUCUCAAACGUGUGCGCAUCAUGUGACAGGCAGUGCAUGGACUUUGAGUUGUGCUGUUGUUUACAAUAUCUUUUCCACUAUUCUUCCGUUUUCCAAGCGUUUAAAUAAUAUAAUUGACCUCGGAAGUGAUUUGCUUGAAAUCAUCUCUUAUUUUUUCUACACACAAAAAAACAUUUCAUAUUUUAUAUUCAUUCAUGAUGUAGUCCCCUGUAGCUCAGUUGGUAGAGCAUGGCGCUAGCAACGCCAGGGUUGUGGGUUCGUUUCCCACGGCGGGCCAGUAUGAAAAUGUAUGCACUCACUAACUGUAAGUUGCUCUGGAUAAGAGCGUCUACUAAAAUGUAAAUUUUUUAAAAUGUAUUUUAUUGUGCAGGUGUGCACUGGCAUUUGUGGUGUUGUCUGCGCAUUGGAGGAAGACAAAAAGUGAGUGAGGACAGGAAUUCCACAACCAUCAGGAUGCUUUCUGCAGCUGUGUCAGGCAAAAUUGGGCUCCGUGUGGGGAUGGGGAUGGGAGUGGGCAGGUGUGUGUCAGCCUGGUUAAGAGGGUCCCCAAUGGCCCUGACCAGAAGGAGGGACUGGGACCCCUCUCCCAGGUACAGCACCACAGCAGCCAAACGCAGCACCCCAUCCUUCAGCUACGUCAUCGUGGGCGCUGGCUCGGCGGGCUGUGUCCUGGCCAACCGUCUCACGGAGGAUCCCCAGGAGUCAGUGCUCCUGCUGGAGGCCGGCCCCAAGGACAUGACCCUGGGCAACGUCCGUCUCUCCUGGAAGAUCCACAUGCCGGCCGCCCUCAUCUACAACCUGUGUGAUGACAAGGUCAACUGGUUCUACCACACCCUGCCCCAGGAGCAUGUGAACAACCGGGUGAUGUACUGGCCCCGCGGCAGGGUGUGGGGUGGCUCCUCCUCUCUCAACGCCAUGGUGUACAUCCGGGGCCACGCUGAGGACUACAACCGCUGGCAGAGGGAGGGGGCGGAAGGCUGGGACUACGACCACUGCCUGCCCUACUUCCGCAAGGCCCAGUGCCACGAGCUGGGGGGAGACCGGUACCGGGGAGGCAGCGGGCCCCUGCAUGUGUCCCGGGGGAAGACGGACCACCCACUACACCGGGCCUUCAUAGAGGCUGGCCAGCAGGCUGGGUACCCCUUCACUGACGACAUGAACGGCUUUCAGCAGGAGGGCCUGGGCUGGAUGGACAUGACCAUCUAUAAAGGUAGGGGAUUAAUUAAAGAUACACCUGUAGGAUAGUAGAUAUGCACACAUACACCGAGUGUACAAAACAUUAGGAACUCUUUCCAUGACAUGGGCCAGCAUCCCUGUGGAACGCUUUCGACACCUUGUAGAGUCCAUGCCCCAACUAAUAGAGGCUGUUCUGAGGGCAAACAGGGGGGUGCAACUCAAUAUUAGGAAGGUGUUCCUAAUGUUUUGUACAUUCAGUGUAUGCACAUAAUUUAUGUCUGUAUCUGUAAAGAUAAAAGAAGUAGGGAAUUGCAUUAUAAAAGGACUGAUCUCUUUUCUUCUCAUCCCCCUCUUUCUCCUUCUCCUACCCUCCCUGUCCCCAAGGUAAGAGGUGGAGCACAGCCAGUGCGUACCUGCGGCCGGUCCUUAACCGAGACAACCUGAGGACAGAGGUGCAAUGUCUGACCACCAGGAUCCUGUUUGAUGGGAGGAGAGCUGUAGGCGUGGAGUACACUCAGAACGGGGAGAAGAAGCAGGUAGGUCUUUGGGAAAUUCAACAGCCUACAGUGAGGGAAAAAAGUAUUUGAUCCCCUGCUGAUUUUGUACAUUUUCCCACUGACAAAGACAUGAUCAGUCUAUAAUUUUAAUGGUAGAUUUAUUUGAACAGUGAGAGAGAGAAUAACAACAAAAAAAUCCAGAAGAAUGCAUUCAAAAAUGUUAUAAAUUGAUUUGCAUUUUAAUGAGGGAAAUAAGUAUUUGACCCCUCUGCAAAACAUGACUUAGUACUUGGUGGCAAAACACUUGUUGGCAAUCACAGAGGUCAGACGUUUCUUGUAGUUGGCCACCAGGUUUGCACACAUCUCAGGAGGGAUUUUGUUCCACUCCUCUUUGCAGAUCUUCUCCAAGUCAUUAAGGUUUCGAGCCUGAUGUUUGGCAACUCGAACCUUCAGCUCCCUCCACAGAUUUUCUAUGGGAUUAAGGUCUGGAGACUGGCUAAGCCACUCCAGGACCUUAAUGUGCUUCUUCUUGAGCCACUCCUUUGUUGCCUUGGCCAUGUGUUUUGGGUCACUGUCAUGCUGGAAUACCCAUCCACGACCCAUUUUCAAUGCCCUGGCUGAGGGAAGGACACAGCACCGUCCAUCGUCCCUUUGAUGAGGUGAAGUUGUCCUGUCCCCUUAGCAGAAAAACACCCCCAAAGCAUAAUGUUUCCACCUCCAUGUUUGACGGUGGGGAUGGUUUUCUUGGGGUCAUAGGCAGCAUUCCUCCUCCUCCAAACACGGCGAGUUGAGUUGAUGCCAAACAGUUCGAUUUUGGUCUCAUCUGACCACAACACUUUCACCCAGUUCUCCUCUGAAUCAUUCAGAUGUUCAUUGGCAAACUUCAGACGGGCCUGUAUAUGUGCUUUCUUGAGCAGGGGGGGACCUUGCGGGCGCUGCAGGAUUACAUUUACAUUUACAUUUUAGUCAUUUAGCAGACGCUCUUAACCAGAGCGACUUACAGGAGCAAUUAGGGUUAAGUGCCUUGCUCAAGGGCACAUUAACGUCAUUUAGCAGACGCUCUUAGCCAGAGCGACUCACAAAUUGGUGCGUUCACCCUAUAGCCAGUGGGAUAACCACUUUACAAUUUGGGGGGGGGGGGGGGGGGUUAGAAGGAAUACUUUAUCCUAUCCCAGGUAUUCCUUAAAGAGGUGGGGUUUCAAAUGUCUCCGGAAGGUGGUGAGUGACUCCGCUGUCCUGGCGUCGUGAGGGAGCUUGUUCCACCAUUGGGGUGCCAGAGCAGCGAACAGUUUUGACUGGGCUGAGCGGGAGCUGUGCUUCCGCAGAGGAAGGGGAGCCAGCAGGCCAGAGGUGGAUGAACGCAAUGUCCUCGUUUGGGUGUAGGGACUGAUCAGACCCUGAAGGUACAGAGGUGCCGUUCCCCUCACUGCUCCAUAGGCAAGCACCAUGGUCUUGUAGCGGAUGCGAGCUUCAACUGGAAGCCAGUGGAGUGUGCGGAGGAGGGGGGUGACGUGAGAGAACUUGGGAAGGUUGAACACCAGACGGGCUGCGGCAUUCUGGAUGAGUUGUAGGGGUUUAAUGGCACAGGCAGGGAGCCCAGCCAACAGCGAGUUGCAGUAGUCCAGACGGGAGAUGACAAGUGCCUGGACCAGGACCUGCGCCGCUUCCUGUGUAAGGCAGGGUCGCACUCUCCGAAUGUUGUAGAGCAUGAACCUGCAGGAGCGGGUCACCGCCUUGAUGUUGGCGGAGAACGACAGGGUGUUGUCCAGGGUCACGCCUAGGCUCUUCGCACUCUGGGAGGAGGACACAGCGGAGUUGUCAACCGUGAUGGCGAGAUCAUGGAACGGGCAGUCCUUCCCCGGGAGGAAGAGCAGCUCCGUCUUGCCAGGGUUCAGCUUGAGGUGGUGAUCCGUCAUCCAUACUGAUAUGUCUGCCAGACAUGCAGAGAUGCGAUUCGCCACCUGGUUAUCAGAAGGGGGAAAGGAGAAGAUUAGUUGUGUAUCGUCAGCGUAGCAAUGAUAGGAGAGACCAUGUGAGGAUAUGACAGAGCCAAGUGACUUGGUGUAUAGGGAGAAAAGGAGAGGGCCCAGAACCGAUCCCUGGGGGACACCAGUGGUGAGAGCACGUGGUGCGGAGACAGCUUCCCGCCACGCCACUUGGUAGGAGCGACCGGUCAGGUAGGACGCAAUCCAGGAGUGAGCCGCGCCGGAGAUGCCCAUCUCGGAGAGGGUGGAGAGGAGGAUCUGAUGGUUCACAGUAUCAAAGGCAGCAGACAGGUCUAGAAGGACAAGAGCAGAGGAGAGAGAGUUAGCUUUAGCAGUGCGGAGAGUCUCCGUGACACAGAGAAGAGCAGUCUCAGUUGAAUGACCAGUCCUGAAACCUGAUUGGUUUGGAUCAAGAAGGUCAUUCUGAGAGAGAUAGCAAGAGAGUUGGCUAAAGACGGCACGCUCAAUAGUUUUGGAAAGAAAAGAAAGAAGGGAUACUGGUCUGUAGUUGUUGACAUCAGUGGGGUCGAGUGUUGGUUUUUUGAGGAGGGGAGCAACUCUCGCUCUCUUGAAGACGGAAGGGACAUGGCCAGCGGUCAAGGAUGAGUUGAUCAGCGAGGUGAGGUAGGGGAGAAGGUCACCGGAGAUGGUCUGGAGAAGGGAGGAGGGGAUGGGGUCAAGCGGGCAGGUUGUUGGGCGGCCUGCAGUCACAAGUCGCAGGAUUUUAUCUGGAGAGAGAGGGGAGAAAGAAGUCAAAGCAUAGGGUAGGGCAGUGUGAGCAGGACCAGCAGUGUUAUUAGACUUAACAAACGAGGAUCGGAUGUCGUCAACCUUCUUUUCAAAGUGGUUGACGAAGUCAUCCACAGAGAGAGAGGAGGUGGGGGGGGGGGGGAGGAGGAUUCAGGAGGGAGGAAAAUGUGGCAAAGAGCUUCCUAGGGUUAGAGGCAGAUGCUUGGAAUUUAGAGUGGUAGAAGGUGGCCUUAGCAGCAGAAACAGAUGAAGAAAAUGUAGAGAGGAGGGAGUGAAAAGAUGCCAGGUCGGUAGGGAGUUUAGUUUUCUUCCAUUUCCUCUCCGCUGCCCGGAGCUCUGUUCUGUGAGCUCGCAGUGAGUCAUCAAGCCACGGAGCUGGGGGGGAGGACCGAGCCGGGAGGACCCCCCCCUGCUUCUUGAGCAGGGGGGGACCUUGCGGGCGCUGCAGGAUUUCAGUCCUUCACGGCAUAGUGUGUUACCAAUUGUUUUCUUGGUGACUGUGGUCCCAGCUGCCUUGAGAUCAUUGACAAGAUCCUCCCGUGUAGUUCUGGGCUGAUUCCUCACCGUUCUCAUGAUCAUUGCAACUCCACGAGGUGAGAUCUUGCAUGGAGCCCCAGGCCGAGGGAGAUCGACAGUUCUUUUUUGUUUCUUCCAUUUGCAAAUAAUCGCACCAACUGUUGUCACCUUCUCACCAAGCUGCUUGGCGAUGGUCUUGUAGCCCAUUCCAGCCUUGUGUAGGUCUACAAUCUUGUCCCUGACAUCCUUGGAGAGCUCUUUGGUCUUGGCCAUGGUGGAGAGUUUGGAAUCUGAUUGAUUGAUUGCUUCUGUGGACAGGUGUCUUUUAUACAGAUAACAAGCUGAGAUUAGGAGCACUCCCUUUAAGAGUGUGCUCCUAAUCUCAGCUCGUUGCCUGUAUAAAAGACACCUGGGAGCCAGAAAUCUUUCUGAUUGAGAGGGGGUCAAAUACUUAUUUCCCUCAUUAAAAUGCAAAUCAAUUUAUAACAUUUUUGACAUGCGUUUUUCUGGAUUUUUUUGUUGGUAUUCUGUCUCUCACUGUUCAAAUAAACCUACCAUUAAAAUUAUAGACUGAUCAUUUCUUUGUGGGUGGGCAAACAUACAAAAUCAGCAGGGGAUCAAAUACUUUUUUCCCUCACUGUAUAUCCCCUCUCAGAUCUCUCUCUUCAUCUCUCUCUUCUCUCUCUCAGGUGUUUGCUGAAAAGGAGGUGAUUCUCAGUGGUGGGGCCAUCAACUCCCCACAGCUUCUCAUGCUGUCCGGGGUGGGCAACGCUGAUGACCUGAAACAGCUAGACAUCCCUGUGGUCCAGCAUCUACCAGGUGACCUAAUGACCCCCACCCUGAAAAUACAGAACACUAAUGGACAAGAACAGCAACACAUUUCAACUAAGAACACUACGACUAAAGAACAAUACAACUAAAGUCUGUUAGGUUUCAUAGUAAGACAUUCCCAAUGAGGCAAGUUUCCAAAGAAGUCAGUGAGUUAUUAAAACAGAACAAAAAAGAAUAAAUUAAAGCAGCUGUGGCAAAGCUCAAGGACAUUAACUCAUGAUAAAAUAUACAGGGUGUGUGUGUGCAUGGUUGUGUAUGUGUGUUCAAGUUGGGGAGAGUAGUACUAUGUUUGUGUUUUUUUUUAAAUGUCAUUACAUAAUGUUGACUUGUGUACCUGUGUGUGUGUCUGCAUAUGUUCCUAACUGUAGGAGUGGGCAGUAAUCUUCAGGACCACCUGGAGCUGUAUGUUCAGCAGCAGUGCACUCAACCCAUCACCCUGUACAAGGCCCAGAAGCCUUUCCACAUGGUCAAGAUUGGCCUGGAGUGGCUCCUCCAAUACACAGGUAUAACAAACAAGUACAGCAAAGCUACACGAGUUAAGCAAAUACACAGGUCAAACAAGUACACAGGUCAAACAAGUACACAGGGUUUUUCACACCAGUGAAAAAAAGAGAACGUUCUGAUGGCUGUUUUUAUUUUGUCAGAAUAUGUAAUUUCAUUAGAAUUGCGUGUAGCAUCCAAAUCGUUUAACCCGGUAACCAUGGCACCUGCCUCCCAGGAUACGGGGCCACGGCCCACCUGGAGAGCGGGGGCUUCAUCCGGAGCAGAGGGGGCGUGGCCCACCCCGACAUCCAGUUCCACUUCUUGCCUUCACAGGUCAUCGACCACGGCCGCGUCGCCUCCAAGAUAGAAGCCUACCAGGUAAGCUGUGUGUGUGGACUUGUGUGUGUCCUUACACCCGAUAAAUCUCUCCAUGCUAAACACUCUUAUGUCCAUGCUUUGAUUCAUCCAAGGCUCUGCAUGUUGCGAAAGGCGUUUCCCACUCACACCUGCACAUGUAGUGCAUUCCCAAAGUUAUGCAUUCACGCUUGUGGUAGCAGUUGAAGUGUGUGUGCGAAUUUUGCAAGAACUGUAUCACCAGCACUUGGAUUUUAUUGAACCUUUUCUAUGUGCCUUUUUACCUAAACCAAUCCUCUGUUUUGAAUGGGGGCAACAACGGCACACAUGUAGUUUGAAUAUCCCAAUUCCUCAGAAUCUGUAGCCAUUGUUCCUAUUGCAAUUUAUAUGGAAAUGUUGUAAAUACUUUAUCAACUGCUGCCUUCGGUCAUAAUGGGCAAUGUUAUUGUCACAUUUAUAACAUUUCUAGAAACAUUUGCUGAAACUGUACCACUGAGCCUAGAUGAGACAUAAUGAUACUACAAUAAUUUACCAUAUACUAUAGUUUCUACACGUUCCCACUCGCAUGUACUUAGGAUUUCCCCAUGAAGUAGCAAUGAACCUUAACCUGUUAGCAGAUCAGCUUGUGCUUUAAGCAAACUCAUUAUGUUUGUUGUCAUGCUAAAUCUGUCACGUCUCUAAAAUAUGAACUAAUGUUGAUACUGAAACCGAUUGGCCCGUUUUGAUGUGACAGGUUCACGUGGGACCAAUGAGAAGUACUAGUAUUGGAUGGUUAAAGUUGAAGAGUGCCAGCCCUCUAGAUCACCCAAUCCUCCAGCCCAACUACCUCUCAACAGGUAAGCUCUGCCUAGAACACUGUCACCAGACCAUACCUAACACAAUUCUCUGAAUGGAUUAUUUCCCUGACCCAGAUUAAGCCUAUUCCCAAACAGAAAAUCAUGCUUAAGGAAGAAUCUCCAUUGAAAAUGCCUCUUCAUUUGUAGUCCAGAUGUAGGCUUAAUCUGGUUCUGGGAAACAGGCCUAGUGUGGUUAAUGACUUGUGUGUCUCCCCUCUCUGCCUCAGACAUAGAUGUAUGGGAGUUCAGGGAGUGUGUCAAGCUCUCUCGGGAGAUCUUCGCCCAGAAGGCCUUCGACCCAUUCCGGGGGCCCGAGGUACAGCCGGGGCCUGAGUGUCAGUCAGACGCCGAGAUUGACGCAUUUGUGCGUCGCAAGGCUGACAGCGCCUACCAUCCGUCCUGCACGUGUAAGAUGGGUUCUCCAUCUGACCCAAUGGCGGUGGUGGACCCAGAGACACGGGUGCUGGGACUCGAAGGCCUCCGUGUGGUCGACGCCUCCAUCAUGCCCAGCGUCGUCAGCGGCAACCUCAAUGCCCCCACCAUUAUGAUCGCGGAGAAGGCUGCUGACAUCAUCAGAGGGCGACCAGCGCUCAGCAACCCCGGGGUGCCUGUGUACCAGCCUGCAUCUCUAGAGACCCAGCGA